Molecule: messenger RNA, 681 nt
Organism: Penicillium manginii
Lineage: Eukaryota; Fungi; Ascomycota; Eurotiomycetes; Eurotiales; Aspergillaceae
Exons: 2
Coding region: 1-681 (226 amino acids)
Source: RefSeq, a predicted model, not a curated record
AUGCGGGCCACCGAUUUCAUUUCGUCCUUGAUACUACUAUUCACAUUCAUCAGUUCCAGCACAGCAGUCUGGACCCUAGCCCUUCCAAACAGCCUCCGUCAAAGACCCCUAGCCCUCCACAACGACCCUGCGGGUCCGAAGCCGAUCAUGGACCGACUCAUCCCCGGCAUUCUAAAGCCCCAGCCAGCGCCCAACAACGGCCUCCAAGGCGAGGCCGACAAACCCAUAAUCUCAGACGUCCUACCAAAGACAAAAGGCAUAAACAUCUUCGCCCAGCUGACCCGAGACUUCGAUUCGAUCUCGCAGCGCCUGAACGACGCAUCCAAGAACCUGACCGUCCUCGCCCCUCGCAAUAGCGCCGUCCAGGAUCUUCCCCGCAAGCCGUGGGAGGAUCCGGAGGAUUAUGCCAAGUUUGGCGAGGUGAAUGCGUACGAGGGGGAGGAUGGGAAGGAUCGAGCGAGGGAUAAUUUGCGCCGUUUUGUAGAGGCGCAUAUUAUUCCUGUUAGUCCUUGGGUUGAAGGGGAGGAGGUUGAGACUCUUGGUGGGGGUAAGUUGAAGUGGGUUAAGGAGGGGGAUAAGAUUAAGAUUCAACCUGGUGACAUUGAAGUAGAUAAUGUUGCGGAGAAGGUUGCCAAUGGCGAGGUUUGGGUCCUUAAUAAGGUGAUCAACUAUAGUCGCUGA